AUGUCAGGAGUGUAUAAACAAGCAUUAAAAUCUUUACAACCUGGUACACAAAAUGCACUUGUAAUUGGUAUAAUUGUAAAUAGUUUCAAUAUGAAAACGAUUGAUGCUACACGAACGAGAUUUAACAAUGGCGAUCGAAGUGUAUGGACAUUCACGUUACGUGAUUCUAUAGAGGAUUCUAUAAAUGUAACUAUAUGGGGCAGCAUACAAUUUGUUACAAAAUUGUUUUCCAAUUUUCAUAUUGGUAGCGUAGUGGAGGUAAUUAAUCCAAAAGUAAUCGCGCGUCGUCCAGAAGACAGGAAUGAACUUUUCAUGCCGUGGGUGUCCAGCGCAUGCAGCUUGACCGUAAACGAGGGCAACGCGUUAGUACAAAUUCAUGAUGCACCAACACGCGCAAAAUAUGAACCUUUACUGAUGCUCCCGAUUAAGAAUCUGAACGGACUACGAACUUUGAAAAGCAUUUUUGAGAACUUAGAAGCGCUACGCGAUCAAUAUGUCGACAUCUUGGUGGUUGUUACCUUUAUCAGUGAUAUUCGAAAUGUGAUAACACGUGAUGGCAGAGACAUAAAGUUCCGUAAUUUUGAAGCAGUGGACGGAUCCACGGAUGAAGUAGUGUCUUUAAUACUUUGGGAAGAUGAAUGGAUCGAAAAGGCAGCUUUAUGGGAACCUAAACGCACUGUACUUCUUCUUGUGGAUGUUCGUAUCGCAUACGACAAUUUUAAAAAAAAAACUGUUUUAUCUACAGCUAGAAAAACGAUGAUUACCGAAAAUCCAAAUAUAUCGCAAACCACGACUAUAAGAAACGCGGUACAAUUUUACGAACACGAUAUUAUGUCCGGAAACUUUGUGACACCGAAUCCGGAUACGAUUACGAGUGUUAUGACUAUUCAAGAAAUUUCGGAAAAGUUGAACAGAAAAUCAAAACAAGGAGAAAGAAUUCAAUUUGCCACGAUUUUAAAGGCUUACGUAAUGGAUAUAAACGUGGAAAAUUUAAAUCCUGGAAUAAUAUCUAUAAGAUGUGCUUUAUGUAAGAAAAUGAUUCCUGAUAAUCGAGACUCGUGUAUGAAUCUCGAAUGUCCUUCAGGCAACGGUACUCGCGUGCCUUUAAAUAUAAUGAGCCUUAAUCUAAAAGUCAAUUUAAGAGACAGCACAGGAUAUCUUAUUGGUUGUCGAUUAUUCGGAGAUGCAGCUGAACGUGUUCUUGGUUGCACAGUUAAUGAAUUUCAGGAGAUGAUACUUCCUCAACGCACUGAAUUAAAAUGGAAAUAUACAUUAGAAAAAUGUGAUAUACGAUUGCACGUUCUCGGUCCAACAUCCACUUUUCCAAAUGCUGUAUAUAAUAUCCUAUCGAUUUGUCGAAUUCAAGAAAAUGAAGAAAUAGAGGAAGAUAAUCAACUGAUCAAUGAUGAUUUUGUCUCGAAUGAUUAUUAAAUUCUUUGAUAAGUUAUUAUUUUCCAAUUAAUUAUAAUUAUAAUUAUAAUAUAU
Apis mellifera (honey bee) is the source of this 1485-nucleotide messenger RNA. It is a transcript of the gene hdm, whose product is annotated as meiosis-specific with OB domain-containing protein. Gene Ontology annotation, molecular function: single-stranded DNA binding; single-stranded DNA 3'-5' DNA exonuclease activity. NCBI's taxonomy places the organism in Eukaryota, Metazoa, Arthropoda, Insecta, Hymenoptera, Apidae. The transcript is spliced from 8 exons. Gene Ontology annotation, biological process: resolution of meiotic recombination intermediates. The record is from RefSeq and is a predicted model, not a curated record. The coding region runs from base 1 to 1431 and encodes 476 amino acids.